UCUAUAUUCUAACCCUAAUUUUACAACUUUCCCUAUGACGAAAGUUAACGGCAUGGGGUUAUACGAUUUCCGGCGCCACCGCGUCGCCGAGUAUCCGGUGGUGGUGGCACCAGCAGAGUCGAAAGCGGUAGUUCCAAAGACCGGCGGCGGCGACGGCGUUCCGAGCAGCAUCACUCUGUCGGAGAUUCAGCGCGACCGGCUGACGAAGAUUGCGGAGGCGAACUGGUUGAAAAGCGGCGAUGCGGGGAGGCCUUAGAAGGACUUCGACCGAAUUGUUGGUGAAAGAGGGUUCGAAACCCGUUCCCUUGCAACGUGUCAUGAUUCUGGAGGUUAGCCAGUAUCUGGAGAAUUACCUGUGGCCUUAUUUCGACCCUCUCACUGCCACCUUCGAGCAUGUUAUGUCCAUCAUCAUCAUGGUCAACGAGAAGUUCCGAGAAAAUGUUGCCGCUUGGACUUGCUUCCAUGAGAGGAAAGACGCUUUCAAAGGCUUUCUCGAGAGUGUUCUUCGCUUGAAGGAGAUACUGGAUUCACAGGUAUUUCCCCUGAAACAAUUAUCUGGUGAGGACGAUGAACUUAUUGAUGCUACUAGUUUGGGGCUAGUUAAUGAUGCCUGUGUCCUGUACUGUGAGAGGUUUAUGGAAUUUCUAAUUGACCUCUUGAGUCAAUUGACAACGAGGAGGUAUUCUGUUAUGACUAUCUGCAAUCUCUCUCAUUUAAGGGUUAAGUUAUUUUGUUUAAUACUAUGUAUUGUAUGUUUCUAGUUUUAUGCAUAUUUUUAUUUUGCAAGUGUUAUUAAUGAUGACCAUGUUGCUUCCAUAUUUUAAAUUGGGAAAUUUUUUAUUCUUUCCUAGCAAUUAUGGUUGAACUGAAAAAUCAUCCAUGUGGUAAGUUAUAUAUAGGACCACGUCAAAGCUAUUAGUGGAAGGGUGAAUCAGGAUGGCAGUGCUGUCUGUCAACGUCACCCAACUGCGAUCCACUCACUUAUAGAAUAGAAUGAGCCAAACAACAACGAUGACGCGUUCAAACUUUUAUUUAAAUUAAAUCAGCAAUGAAUAUUAUUAAAGGAAAACGCGUUCAAACUAUUAUUAUAUCCAGUAGUAAUAGUAAUACCCAUUCUAUUCUGGUCCCUCCACAAGCUCCCAUACUUUUCCUUACUCCACCAGUGCUAUUAUUUAAUUUAAUUUAAUUACAUAGGUCUUAGAGUGGAAGAAGUUUAACGGGUAACAAUAUAAAAUCAACAUUUAUUUUCUACUUUCAAUUUUUACAAUAUUAACUAACUAGCUAUAACUAUUCUUUCCCUUAAAUAGUUUCAAAUAAAAAGGAAAUGAACUAGUAACCAGUAAAGCUUUCAUAGAAUGAAAUACAAUAGCAGUUACUUGCAAAGAAGGAAAGUUAAGUGGCUUGUUUUAAACAAAAUUUACCUUUUAAUUUAUUUAAUCAAUUUUUUAAACUAGACUAUAAUUUAUUUAAUUAAAUUAGAUAUGUUUGGUAAAUAUUUUUUUCCCUAACUUAUAAUGUUUUUUAAAUGUUAUUUGAGGUUGUGUUUGAACCCAGUUCUUUUAUCAAUAUUUUAAGAUGUAUUUUUAUUUAUCAUUUCUUUUCAUGUUAUAUUAUUUAUUUUAACAAAAUAUAGUUUUUAAAAUCAUAUUAUUUAUUUUCAUUACAACAGUAUUUGAUAAAAUAUUUAUUUGAUGUCAGAUAACUUUAUUAUCAUAUAUAGUCAUUGCACAAGAUCCUUUAAUUAAUAUAAAUAUUCAAUGAUAAGUGAAUAGUCGUGACAUGGACAACAGAAUUCAUGAACAUACUCUUUAAUUCAUUAACAUUCUUGGAAUAAUAUAAUUGGCUAGAUUUUAAAGAUUCCUUAUGAAUGAUUUUUGAGGAAGGAAACCUUAUGAAUGAUUUUUCUGUUACUAUGUAUUGUAUGAGGAAGGAAACCUUAUGAAUGAUUUUUCUGGAAAGAUAAAACGUGAUGAGUGAAAGCCACCAAAGGGGGAACUGAGAACAGUAACUGUGGCUUUGGAUACAGCUCAAUACCACAUGGAUGUAAGUAAUAUUGCCGAAAAAGGGGCAGAAGAUGUUUAUGGUACAUUUAAUGUGUUGAUGAGGAGGAAGCCAAAAGAAAACAAUUUUGAAGCCAUCCUAGAAUCAAUAAGGGAUUUAAUGAAUGAAUACUGUAUUGUUCCCAAGUGGUUGGAAAACAUUUUUCUUGGUUAUGGGGAUCCUUCAGCUGCACAGUGGACUAAUAUGCCUGAUAUAUUGGAGACAGUAGAUUUCAAAGACACUUUUGUUGAUGCUGGUCACUUAAAAGAAAGUUUUUUGGAUUAUGAGGUGUCUUUUGUUAAUCCUGAUGGCUUAGGAAAUUUGAAUCCAAGGCCUCCUUUUAAGAUCAAGCUUCCCCGAACACUCAAACCAAACAAUGGUGCUCUUACUGGGCAUGCAAUAUCUAAUUCUGGUGCAACAAAUGAAAUCAAUGUGGUUGAUGCUAAUUAUCAGAAAGAAGCACUAAUUAUUGAGACAUAUACUCCUCCAGAUCCUGGCCCCUAUCCUCAAGAUCAGCCUAAACAAAAUUCAGUUCGAUUUACUCCCACCCAGGUGAAUUCAGCUCUUGAUCUCAAUCAUAUACUGUCACUUUUCAUGCAUAAUGAUUUUUCUUUUAAUCUUUCUCUGCCCCCCUGCUUUCCUCACAAUAGUUGAAUCUGAGUAUUUGACCAAAAUCCAAUUGAUUCAUAUGGCUAAAUUGAUGCAUGUGGAAUGCAAAAAUACAAUGCUUGUGUUUCUUGAUCCAGUACAUAUUAAGUAUGUAGUGUAGUUAGCAUCACAAGUCAUGUCCUAUUUCCCUUUGUACUGUCGCCUCGUCAGUAAUAUGAAAUGGAUGAUCAGUGUGCCAUGAUAUAUUUUAAAAGUUUUGACAAGAAUAAGGAGUCCAUGAUUUUGUGACAAUGUAGAUUCAUGUUACCCUUAAAUUUGUUAACGAAUAGGAUUGUGUUUACCAUUACUUGUUGAUGUUUUGCUGAUGGUUGUUUUAAAGAAAUUUCCAUUGUUGAUAUGCAAAGAAAUUGGAAAGUUCUUUUUGGCCACGUUGGCUUUCUGUUUUCUUUGUACUUUCUGUCAGUGGGUGCAGUUGAGGAGAGCAAGGAAAAAAGCACUUGGUUCACACAUUUUAAAAAAUUUUGAGGCCUUCCUGUUCUUCCUUUCUCUCUAGCUGCAGUUCAACUGCAGGUGAUCAAAAUCCCCCAUAUAUACUUCCCCACAUGUACUUUAUGUCUUUAUCCUCUUAUUUAUAUUCCCUAUCUAUGAGUAUUGGAUAAAUAUUAAUAAUAGUGUGAAAUGUUCCUAUCAAGCAGGUUGAAGCAAUCAUCUCUGGCAUUCAGCCUGGUCUAACUAUGGUUGUGGGGCCACCUGGUACAGGAAAGACUGAUCAAUAAAGUGUAAUUAGGAACUAGUUUUAUUAUUAUUAUAUGACAUUUACCUACAGAAGACCGUAGGUACAAGUAAAUUGAUUUUUACCUACCGUUAGAGAUUAUAGGUAUAAAUUAAUAUCUUUUACCUACACAUUUGAAAUAGUAGGUGUUAACUAUAGUGAUAGUUAAAUUUGACUGUAGGUAAAAAUAUAUCCGUAGGUAAAGCCUAUAGUGACAGACUAAUAGUCUGUCACUAUAUAUCCCCUCAAAGUUGACGCAAAAAACGUCUGUAGGACAAAGUCCUUUAUACAUCUACCUACGGAUUUUGGACUUCUAGUGAUAGAUUUUGACUGUAGGUAAAAGUCAUUUUUCUUGUAGUAAUUUAUUAAAUUGUAGCCUGGUUUGUGCAAUCUAAACCUUAGCGUGAGCCAAUUGCAGGUUGA
Messenger RNA from Glycine soja, 3844 nucleotides. RefSeq names its product RNA helicase aquarius-like. NCBI's taxonomy places the organism in Eukaryota, Viridiplantae, Streptophyta, Magnoliopsida, Fabales, Fabaceae. The transcript is spliced from 4 exons. Bases 2038 to 2694 code for a protein of 218 amino acids. The record is from RefSeq and is a predicted model, not a curated record.